Messenger RNA from Paramecium pentaurelia, 1688 nucleotides. NCBI's taxonomy places the organism in Eukaryota, Ciliophora, Oligohymenophorea, Peniculida, Parameciidae. The record is from the annotation of a GenBank genome assembly.
AAUGCAACAAGGUGAAGAAAUAGAUAUGAAGGAAUUAGAAGAACUGAUCACAAAAAAGUGUAAGGCUAGAGAGGAAGAAAUAUAAAAGCAGGUCACCUAAGAUAUGACUAAGUAUAAAGAAGAAUGUGAAAAAAUUUUACAAAACAUACAAAAAGAGCAUGAAAAAAUCCAAAAGCAAUAUGGAUAAGAUUAAGAAAAUUUCAAUAAAACAUUAAAGGACAAAAUCAACUAAGUUAAGUCUCUUGUAAACACCGAAAAGAAUAAAGCUAAAGAAGAGCUUGCAAAGACUCAAAAAAACAUUAUAUAAUUAACACAAGAGUAAUUUGAUGCUCUUAGUAAAUCGAAAGAUGGGCAAAUAUAAGAAUUAUAAAAACAACUAAAAGAAUUAGAGGCACUUAAAUAAUAAGAAUUAGAGGCACUAAAAUAAUAACAAUUAGAACAACACAAUCAAGAAAUUACAAAAUUAAAGAAAGACCUUGUUGAUCUAUAGAGUAGUACUGAAUAAUAACUCAGUAAAGAAAGAAUAAAUAGCCAAUAAGAAUUAAAGAAUAGAAUAACAUAAAUGUAAAAUGAAAGUACAUAGAGAUUUAAAGAUCAAAAAUAAUAACAUGAUGUUGAAAUGGAAUAGUUUAGGAGGUCAUUUGAAAGGAAUAUUGAAAAACUUAUGAAAGAAAAAUCAGCAUUAUAAGAAUAAUUGACAAAUGCAGAAAUUGAAAAAAUAUAAAUGAAAUAAUCAACAUAAUCAUUAUCAGAAUGUAAAGAUUGCAUUAAAGAUUUAUAAAAUGCCAAUGUCGACAAAGAAACUUUGGAAAAGCUUUAAAAUACUGUUAAAAAUUAUGAACAAGCAGUAUCAGAUAUGGAAAGUGAACAAAAAAUAUUUUUGACUACUAAAUCUUAACUUUCUGAAACACAAUAAUCAAAUCAAUAAUUGGAAUCUAAAUUAGAAUAAAAGGAAUAUGGAUUAAAUAAAUUAAAAGAAAAAAGCGAAAUUUGUCAAAAGAGAUUAAAAGAAUGUUAAGAAUAAAUUCAAUAAUUGUAAAUAUAACUCAAAGAAAAAUCUGAAUUAGAAGAUAAGGCCAAGGAAAUGUCAUUAAAGUAUUAAUAAUAAAUUUAAAAAAUGAAAGAAAAUUUUGAAAAACAAGAAAAAGAAUUAUAAAAUUAUAAGGCUUCUUUAAAUGAAAUUACCUAGAAAUUUGAAUAAGAAUAAUAAAAAAAUCUUUAAUUAAAAGAAGAUUUUGAAAAAGAGAAAAUGAGAUUACAAGAAGAGAAUAGAAGAAGUUAAGAGAAUAUUUAAAAAAAAUAUGAAGAAGAUAUGAAGUAUUAUUUUAAAUUUUAAUUAGGAAAUAAAAAUAAAAAAUUGAAUAAGAUAUAUUAAGCUAGAAAGAGAAAAUAGAAACAAUAGAAUUAUAAAAGUCAAACAUAAAAAAUUCUACUCUUUAACAAUAAAAAGGUACAUUCUUUAUAUGAUAUAAUAAUUAGACCAUGUUGAAAAUAAGAUGUAAAAAAUUAGAGAUUACUUAGAACAUUAUAGAAAUGCAAUGGCCAGAGGUUUAUAAUUCAAAGGUAAUAUAUUAACUUAGUAUAAUUAGAAUGUUUAUUGUCUGAAAUUAAUGGUUUUGAAAAACAAGCAUCACUUUAUCCUUUAGAUUAAUCACUAAUGUUUGAGUCAGGAAUAACAACAUAUUGAU